This is a messenger RNA of Bursaphelenchus xylophilus (pine wood nematode), 652 nucleotides long. NCBI's taxonomy places the organism in Eukaryota, Metazoa, Nematoda, Chromadorea, Rhabditida, Aphelenchoididae. The record is from the annotation of a GenBank genome assembly.
AUGCAUUCUCGACUCUUCGUCUUCAUCUUGGUCGCCUCUGUAAAAGGUAACCGUGAUCAUGACAUAUCUCACAAUUAACCUUCUUUCCAGCGGAUCUAGAGCAAACCUUGAAAGAACUGAAUGGUUUCCUUUCCCCGGCCGGACUGGAUUCCGGAGUCAUGGCUGAAUUGGGGAAAACGAUCGCGGAAAAUGAAUGGGAAGAGCACAAGCAAACCUUUGCCGACAAACUCCCCAAUUCCAACUUGAUUGCUAAGUACGCCUGGCAAUUGCAAACGGUCCUACAGUACGCCGGAGUUCAAUUGUGCGAUCCCUGUUUGCAGUAUCUUCCAACGGUUCAGGAGUUUUUGAGAAACGGCGGAUUGGCCUCUUAUGCUGUAAAUUUAAAACUGAAGAUACUGUUUUAUUUACCGACUUUCAGGUUGAAAUUGCACUUUGCAACACCUUCUACUGGUAUGACAGCUCGCUGAUCCCUGUCUGCGAUGUUGGUCUGGCUGGAUUGAACCUGUAUAUUCAAAAUGCCCAGCCUCAGGAAAUCUGUGGUGCAAUCCCCUCUUGCUCAGCUAAAACAACCAAAAAAAGAAGCGCUGACAGAUUCGCCGAAGGGACGGGAAGAUUCUUCCGAUCAAACUUUCGAUUCCCUGCCUUGUUCUAA